Molecule: messenger RNA, 2311 nt
Organism: Nomia melanderi (Alkali bee)
Lineage: Eukaryota; Metazoa; Arthropoda; Insecta; Hymenoptera; Halictidae
Gene: scaf
Product: inactive serine protease scarface
Biological process (GO): proteolysis
Molecular function (GO): serine-type endopeptidase activity
Source: RefSeq, a predicted model, not a curated record
UCUUUCAGGUAGCACGUGGAAGAGUAAAUUCCACUUAGCGAAUCUUAAUCGUCGCGUACGAAUUUAUCGAGCACAUGUGCCCAGAGGAAGCAUGAGAAAAAUGCUUAUCAGUCUCUUAAUAAUAACUGUUACAAUUCUUUCAACGAAUGGGUAUCCAUCGAAUCCAGUUGAUUAUGAACAGAUAGCAUUUCAAGUUCCUGUGGAUCAACAAUUCGUCCAACAAACCGCGGACGUAAAUUAUUUCGAUGUCGAUGACUCGCAGUCAACAUCGUUGUUGGACCAAACGACAGAUUUUACCAUUAGCUGUUCAGGGCGAGAUAGAAUCUGUACCAGAAAGAGUGAUUGUCUUAAUGGUUACAUUCAUGUCGCUAACAAUGUUACUGACUUCCUAGUGCACAAGGAACAAGCAUGCAAAGUUCAAGAUGAAGUCUGUUGUCACGUUAUCGUUGACCUUCCUCCAAUCGACUCCCCAAGAAUCGAAACAUCUAGUCAGGGUUCAAGAGGUGUUGUCCACGAACCUGUAUUCGUGAAACAAAAUCCUGUAGUAAUCCAUCACAAUGUACCAGAAUCCUUUGGCGAUUCUAUAAACUCACAAGUAGUGUCGGUACCUGGUGGACCAAUUGUCGAGCAGAUUCCUACAGGUGUUCUCACAAUCCCGACACACGUGCAGCUUGGUUGCGCGGCAGCUCUCCUUUGCGUGGGGGAACAGUUUUGUACUGUGGACGGUACAAUUAGUCCGGAACCUGUUUCUUUGACAAGUAGACAACUAUUGCAACGAGUACCGCUGAGUUCGUGCAAGCAUCCCGAAACUGGAAUAAUCGGCAAAUGUUGCCGGGAUCCGAAUUACGUGGAUCCUUGGCCAGCAACAAAUCUCCCUGCGAAUUACAGCGGCGGUUUCGACGAGCAAGGUUUCCCGACAUUUUUGAACAUUGCAAGAGUACGACCAGUCGUAACGACACCACAGCCUAUUAUACAAACGCCCCGCCCUGAACCAACGAAACAAACAGCGAUACAAUGGGAAAAUUCGAACAUUUCCACGAAAAUUUUGGUCCCGCCACCGGAAACUUCGGUGGAAACUAAAAAUGCGGUAGACGGGACGAAUGUCGUUGAAGUAAAAGCGAAGUGCGGUGUCAGACACAGGAAUCCAGAGAUAAGCGAUUCUCGGACCGUUUUCGGAGAAAUCCCGUGGCAGGCAAUGGUUCUGCAUUCCAAGGAUAAAAAAAUUCUCUGUUCCGGUGCUCUCGUUAGUGCUCAUGAUGUAUUGACAGCGGCCAACUGCGUUGAUAGUAUGGUGCCAAAUGACUUGUCGAUCAAGUUGGGGGAAUGGAAGCUAGGAUAUGAAUUGAAGCACGAGGAACCGCUUCCUUACGAAAUUCUUAAUGUAUCGUACAUCAACAUACAUCCUGGUUAUACGAAAGGUGUCGGGGAUCACGACCUCGCGGUUUUGCGCCUCGAAAAACCUGCCGUCCUCGAUUACCACGUGAAUCCUCUCUGUUUACCCCAAACAAAUCAAUUGCAAGAGAAAAAGUCGUGUAUCGCCACAGGUUGGGGAAAAUCUAUCCUUCAAGCGCAUUAUACUGGGGCAAUUAUGCAUGCGGUGGACAUGAAUAUACUUUCGACGAACUUCUGCAAGGAGCAAUUAUUAAGUGCAAACGCGAACCCGGAUGCAGCGAACGGGAUCAUUUGCACUGCACCGAAAGAAGAUAUUAAUAAUGUUUGCGAAGUUGACGUUGGUGGGCCUCUUGCUUGCAAAAACGAACAAGGAUAUUACGAAUUGAUUGGAAUUUACAGUCAAGACACGGGAUGCGUCGCAUCGAAUCAAGUUGCAAUUUUCGCUCUGUUUGACGAUAGAUGGGUGAAGGAUACUAUGUUGACGAAAUACUUUGAACAAUCAUUUUCGACGGAAACGGAUGAAAUAAAUAGAGGGGUGGUAAUAUCCGAUACCUACAGAGACAGUAUUUUAUCCGAAGAUAAUCAGUACCUACCUCCGAAUUGAAAAUCAAUCGGACAAUCUGUUUUCGUUGCUUAUUUAUUAUAUUGUCAUUAUUGACAAAAACAACAGAAAUUACUUCUAAGAAAUGAUUCAUUUUUACUUGUACAAUUAAAACAACUUCUGUUUAUUUUGUACAAUUCUUUAAUGAUGAUGAUAAUACACAUUUUGUAAUUUUAGAAAAAAAUGAUCAAAUAAACCAUGUUGAUCAAGAUAAAGUACUUUUUUUAUAUAGGUUGAUCUUUCAGAACAUGUUAUAUUAUCAUUAAAAUGACUAAUGAUAUGUAUACAAAUAAACAAGCAAAAAUAAAUAUAUAAUAU